Nanorana parkeri is the source of this 2793-nucleotide messenger RNA. It is a transcript of the gene TMC5, whose product is annotated as transmembrane channel like 5. Gene Ontology annotation, molecular function: mechanosensitive monoatomic ion channel activity. Lineage: Eukaryota; Metazoa; Chordata; Amphibia; Anura; Dicroglossidae. The transcript has 21 exons. Gene Ontology annotation, cellular component: plasma membrane. Bases 1 to 2793 code for a protein of 930 amino acids. The record is from RefSeq and is a predicted model, not a curated record.
AUGGCUUCAAACUACAAUGAUGGGUUUUACAACUCUGCAUACCAUGAUUCGGAGACACUUGAGAUCGACAGAGGGCUUCAAGGAAAACCUUCAUCCAGACCCUUAACGAGACUAUCAUCCAGACAGAAUUCUUCUUACCCAUAUGAAGAUGACAUUGAUAAUCAUGACAAUAGUUUUCCUAAAGAAAGAAACUGGAGGGGAGAUCAAGGAUUUCUUCCAAGGAAUGCUCAGCAGAUGGAUACAGAUUACAAUGUGCAGAUACCCAGAUAUUCUACAUCGGAGGAGGAUACACAUGCCCUAGGGCACUAUAACCCUUCAUUUCAGUCUGAUCAGGGACCUUCUUAUAUUGAUAUUGACAAGGAUACAGAUGAUGCAAUCGAUGUAUCAGAUGGAGGGCUAAGAAAUCGUUCAAAGCUGCAGACUGCAUUAGCAGCACAGUAUAUGCGCCCAUCCAACAUUGCCAGUCUUGACCCUGUUCUGGAAAGACAUAUUGAGAAUAGCAAUAAACAAGAAAAAGAAAAGCUAAUUGCAAAUCUUGUGGAACAGUCUAACAGUGAAAUAGCUAAGGAAAUCCAGAAAUUUCCAACCUGUCUGAAUGAAAAACGUGACCUGAGGAACCAAGUCAUGAAAAUAAAACAGAAAUCUUUAAAAGAUACUUCCAAAAUGAACUGCUGUACUGGAUAUCUUAAAAGUAUUAAAUUGUCCUUUAGGAGGUUCAGGGAAGCUGCUUCAGAUGCCUUUGAGAUAUUACAACUUUGGCAUAGUACCCUGAAAGUCAUAGAAGGAACUUUUGGGUCAAGCAUUCUGUCUUACUUUGUUUUCCUCAAGUGGCUCCUGCUGUUCAACAUCUUUUCAUUUGUGGUGAAUUUCAGUUUUAUAACUAUUCCUCAGUUUGUUGACAUGCCACCCAACAACCUAUCAUUUUCUGGUCUGGAACUUCUUACAGGAGCCGGCUAUUUUGAAAAAACAGUCUUGUAUUAUGGGUUUUACACAAAUGCCACCAUCAGGAAAGAAGCAAAUCUUGCUCCUUAUAAUAUGCAGCUGGCGUACAUUUUCACUAUUGGAUUGUAUCUGAGUACCUGCUUCCUUAUCCUACUUUUCAGCAUGGCAAAGUCAUUCAAGAAGAAUUUUAUUAACCCUGCUUCCUAUACGGGAAACACUGCGAAACUGCUGUGCAGCUGGGAUUUCAGCAUAAAUAACGAGAAAGCUGUGAUAUUAAAGAAAAAACAUCUCAGUACACAAAUAAAGGAAACUCUGUCAGAAAAGUUGCUGAAGAAACUAACACUUUCUACUAGUCAGAAGUUGGCUCGCCUUGCCAUUCACUUGGCUGCUUGGAUUGUAUCAAUAGGGCUGGCAGUUGGUUGUUGUGCUGGAGUUUACUUCCUCUGUGUACAAGUGGGAGCAUCUACACAGGACACAAAUUUGAAUGAUCUAACAAAGCAAGCAGCGACAUUGUUGGUUCCAGUGGUCGUCUCCCUUAUCAAUCUCAUCAUGCCUCUAGUCUAUGCCCUGUUUGGCCUUGUGGAAAAAUUCAAGUAUCCCCAUCAUGAGAUCUAUGUGGUCAUUAUAAGAAAUAUUCUCCUUAAAAUCUCAAUUAUUGGAAUUUUAUGCUACUACUGGCUUCAGAAAGUUGCAGAAAGUAACUUUGAGUGCUGGGAAUCGUAUGUUGGACAAGAUAUUUAUCGGCUGGUGGUGAUCGAUUUCCUAUUUGUAUUGUUUGGGUCUUUUUUUGGAGAAUUUUUAAGGAGGAUUUUCGGGACGUAUUGCUGUAAAAAGUUAGGAAUGCCAGAGUUUGAUAUAGCAAGAAAUGUGCUGGAUUUAAUCUAUGCACAGACAUUGGCAUGGAUUGGUAUUUUCUUCUCCCCUUUGCUACCACUAAUCCAGAUGAUCAAACUUUUCAUCAUAUUUUAUGUGAAAAAAGUGAGCCUCAUCAUGAAUUGUACUCCUCCUCGAAGAGCCUGGAGAGCCUCCCAGAUGACCACUGUCUUCAUUUUUCUCCUCUUUUUCCCAUCUUUUGCUGGAGUCCUCAGCGUCAUUGGCGUCACUGUAUGGAGACGGGUUCCUUCCAAGACGUGUGGCCCCUUUCGGAAUCUGUUAAGUCCUUAUGAAUCCAUUGAUAUUUGGAUACAUCAGAUAGACUUCUUUGAAAACUCCAAAUGGGUGGUAUGGAUUUAUCGCAACUUAGUUGAAAGUGUUCUCUUCUUCUACAUCCUCACCAUGAUUGUUCUGAUUAUCUCCUAUCUCAACUGGCAAAUUGUACUAGGCAGAAAGAUUAUGGUGAAACAUCUCUAUAAACAAAUAGCCAAUGAAGGACAAGAUAAGUACUUUUUAAUUCAUGAACUUCGAAAAACUCAGAAGCCAAAUGUAGCAGAUUAUGGAGCACCACAAAAAAUGCCAGUGAGACAGAUUCAACCCGUACAUGAAGCCCAAGACAUACAGCUUGCUGAUGAACCCAAACCACAGUUUCCUCAAAGUAAUCGUUCCUCCAGUGCCUUGGCAUUAGCUAUGAGGGCAAGGCAACAAGCAGACCUUGAAGAGGACUCCCCACCAAUGAACAGAAAAGCACCCCGUAAUUCAAGUAUAAUGGCUCAAAUUGAGAUGGCAGGGCAAGAAGCUGAAGGUGACAUGGACCAACCAGGCUACAACACAGGACCAUCAAAUGCUAUGGAGAUGGUCAUGAGAGCCAGGCAGCAGGCCGAAUACGAGGAACAGCAACCAAACUAUGGGGCAGACGCUAUGGCAAUGAGAGCCAGGCCUAUGGAGAAUAAGAGGAUGCAACAAAGGUGGAGCUAA